AUGGCCUCUUGCACCAGAACCACACACCCUGUGCCUCGGCACUACUCUUUCGGGCUUUGGAUUACGAGCAUUCUUUUGUUCACGGCGGCAACAACGCCGACGACGAAGGGGUGCGUAGAGGGCGAGAGGGACGCCCUCCUCGACUUCAAAACCGGCAUCGUCAAGGAUCCUUCCAGCCGUUUGUCAUCAUGGCGAGGCCGAGUAGACUGCUGCAGAUGGAGCGGGGUGGUCUGUGACGACACAACCGGCCAUGUCGUGGAGCUUAACCUCAAUCCAGACUAUCUAAACAAUGAGACGUCUAUCGGAGGUGAGAUCAGACCAUCCUUGCUCCUGCUAACUCAUUUGGAGCGUCUCAACCUCAGCCACAAUGACUUGUCGACCGAUGGCCUGCACUGGCUCUCGCGUCUCACUUCCUUGAGAUACCUCGACAUGAGCUUUGUGAACCUUUCCAUGGCCUCCCACGAUUGGCUUCAAGCAGUGAACAUGUUGUCCUCACUAGAGGAGCUACAUUUACAUGACUGUGGCCUCACCGACAUCCCCUCUUCUCUUUCCCAUGUCAACCUCACAGCACUGGCCACUCUGGACAUCAGUGACAACCUCUUCAACUCCACCAUCCCCAAAUGGCUAUGGAAACUCCACAGACUCUCUUAUCUUGAUCUCAGUUUUUCUAUGUUUCAUGGUGCCAUACCCGCUGGGAUUGGAAAUUUGGCCGAUCUAAGAGAACUUCAUCUUAGUGAUAAUUCACUUUCAGGUCCCGUACCCACUGAGAUUGGAAAUUUGAAUAGUCUAGAACUUAUCAAUCUCACGAAUAAUUUACUCUCUGGAUCGUUACCUACUGAGAUCGGCAAGCUUUCCAACCUCAAUAUUCUUUCUCUCUCUAGUAAUUCCCUAGAGGGCACCGUGUCUGAACUCCAUUUCGCUCGCUUAACCAAACUAAGUGAGCUCGAUCUAUCUGAAAACUCCCUAGUCAUCUCAGUAGACUAUAAUUGGGUUCCUCCUUUUCAACUCCGAUCCAUUCAACUGAAGUCUUGUAAGUUGGGGCCUGCAUUUCCAAGAUGGCUCCGUUCACAAAACUCCAUUGAGGAUUUGGGUAUGUCGAACACAAGCAUCGAGGACGUCUUGCCUGAUUGGUUUUGGAAUAAUUCUGCUUCAUCUAUAAAUCUCUCCCAAAAUCAGAUUAAUGGUACUUUGCCAACUUCCUUGGAGGAUAUGACAAACCUGGCCAUUCUGAAACUAAGUAUGAAUUUGCUUGAAGGCCCUAUUCCUCGUUUGCCACCUUACUUGCGUUAUUUUCAUGCUUUCACGUCAUGUGCUUAUGGAAAAGGAAGACUGACCGAGUCAACGUUGGGGCAUUUCCGUAGCAGUCUCACACGUCUCGUCCAUCAAAAAGUAGGAGAUGAAGAAAGGAUGGAGAAGUCACUUCGAGUCCGUUCGCAGCAGCCGUGGAAGCUUCUUCGAAGGCACGCGGUGGGGGACUCGAACCGCUUGGCGACCGGAGUCAACUUUGACAAGGAUCGGUGA
Molecule: messenger RNA, 1521 nt
Organism: Musa acuminata AAA Group (dessert banana)
Lineage: Eukaryota; Viridiplantae; Streptophyta; Magnoliopsida; Zingiberales; Musaceae
Product: receptor-like protein 37
Exons: 2
Coding region: 1-1521 (506 amino acids)
Molecular function (GO): protein binding
Source: RefSeq, a predicted model, not a curated record